AUGGACGCAACGGAGUUAAAGAAUAAAGGUAACCAGGAGUUCUCCUCCGGCCGAUACAGGGAAGCUGCUGAAUUUUUCAGCCAGGCCAUCAACUUGGACCCGUCUAAUCACGUUCUGUACAGCAACCGUUCCGCAUGCUUUGCUUCCCUUCAUCAGUAUGCACAGGCUUUGAGUGACGCCGAAAAAUGUGUUUCCCUGAAGCCUGAUUGGGUUAAGGGUUACGUAAGACACGGUGCUGCGCUUCAUGGGCUUCGACGGUAUGAUGAGGCAGCUGCGGUGUAUAAAAAGGGUUUGACAGUUGACCCAUCGAGCACUGCAUGCAGUGAAGGCAUUGCUUCUGUGGAGAAGGACAAGGCUGCCUCCGCGAUGCAAAACCCCUUUGCAAAAUUAUUCACUCCGGAGGCCGUGAAAAAAAUUCAGUCUCAUCGCAAACUAUCGCUCUUCAUGAUGCAACCCGACUACGUACGGAUGAUCGAUGAGGUUAUAAAAGAUCCUUCUAACAUCCAACGGUAUCUUGAAGAUCAGCGGUUCAUGAUGACUUGUUUGGUACUUAGCGGGAUGAAUAUUCCUGUAGAUGAUGAUGAUGAGGAAGAGGAACGGCCGAAGCCAGAGGCACCUAAGAAAAACGAGGAACCCAAAAAGGCAGCUGCUGUGGAGCUAUCUGCAGAAGCUAAGGAAGCACUUCGGGCUAAGGAAGAGGGGAAUGCAUUGUACAAGCAGCGGAAAUUCGAUGAGGCCCUGGCAAAGUACGAUGAGGCAUCUUCCCUGGACCCCACAAACACCGUUUAUCUUCUCAACAUCACCGCUGUCUUCUACGAGAAAGGAGAGUAUGAGCUGUGCAUGGAGAAGUGUGAGAAUGCGUUGGAGCACGGUCGUGAGAACAAGUGUGACUAUACGGUGAUUGCCAAACUUAUGACGCGGCAGGCGUUGUGCCUCCAGAAACUCAAGCGCUUUGAUGAGGCUAUCGCACUAUUUAAGAAAGCUCUGGUAGAACACCGCAACCCGGAUACGCUUGCCAAACUGAAUGCUUGUGAGAAGGAGAAAGCAAAAUUUGAAGCAGAUGCGUACAUUGAUCCAGCGAUAGCUCAAGAGAAGAAAGAUGAGGGCAACUCUCUCUUUAAGCAGGACAAAUUUCCUGAAGCGGUUGCAGCUUACACUGAAUCCAUCAAACGCAAUCCAAUGGAGCAUACAACCUACAGCAAUCGUGCCGCCGCGUAUCUUAAGCUCGGUGCGUAUAACGAAGCCCUUGCAGACGCUGAAAAAUGCAUUGAGAUUAAACCUGAUUUUGUCAAGGCGCACGCCCGGCGUGGCCAUGCAUUUUUCUGGACGAAACAAUACAAUAAGGCCAUGCAGGCAUACGAUGAGGGUCUCAAGUACGACAAAGAAAAUGCAGAGUGUAAAGAUGGUCGCAUGCGUACCAUGAUGAAGAUUCAAGAGAUGGCUUCUGGACAAUCAGAGGACGGUGAUGAGGUUGCGAAGCGUGCUAUGGCAGACCCUGAGGUGGCUGCCAUCAUGCAGGACAGCUACAUGCAGCUUGUACUGAAUGAGAUGCAGCGGGACCCUACACGCAUCAAAGACUACAUGAGGGAUCCAACUCUUGCAAAGAAGAUCAACACCCUCGUCUCGGCUGGGAUUAUCCGUUUCGGCCAGUAG
Molecule: messenger RNA, 1653 nt
Organism: Trypanosoma brucei brucei TREU927
Lineage: Eukaryota; Euglenozoa; Kinetoplastea; Trypanosomatida; Trypanosomatidae
Product: stress-induced protein sti1, putative
Exons: 1
Coding region: 1-1653 (550 amino acids)
Molecular function (GO): Hsp90 protein binding
Source: RefSeq, a predicted model, not a curated record